Helianthus annuus (common sunflower) is the source of this 937-nucleotide messenger RNA. RefSeq lists its product as uncharacterized. Bases 214 to 561 code for a protein of 115 amino acids. The transcript is spliced from 3 exons. The record is from RefSeq and is a predicted model, not a curated record. Lineage: Eukaryota; Viridiplantae; Streptophyta; Magnoliopsida; Asterales; Asteraceae.
GUACCCUACACAAAGCGCGUAGCAACCACUCCACCUCCCAAAUCGCGUGGCACUUUAUAUUUGACAUUGCGUAAUGUGGGAACAAAAGACGAAUAAUAAUAAUAAAGUGUAACCAGCCUUAUAAAAUGCGGAUAUGUCACCAUAUACAAUUAUAUACAAUCGGAUAUUGUAAUAGAUUUGCCGGAAAACAUAUUCCGACGAUCACCGGAAUUUAUGGCUUUUAUGGAUGCUAAUCGAGCAUGUAAUGGGUAUCGAUGGACGAACGAGCGGCACCUUAAUUUCCUUAAAUCGGUUGAAGCUUCGUUUGUUCGAACAAUGUUGGGGAACGGGGAUGGUGGUCUUUUGUUGGACCGGCGCGUGCCGGAUAGCUACGAUUCAACGUUAGAUUCCGAGAUGGUUAUUGGCCGGAAGAAACGAAAAAGGCGUUUUCUAGGAGAUGAUUUGGACGCCAGCCUAGGCAUGGGCCAACGAGUCAGAAGGUUACGCCCUCAUUUUCCUCAAGACGACCAGGUUGUUCCACAGAUAAAACAUGUAAAAAAUGAUGAGUGUGACAAACACUAGACAUGAACGCCAGUCGCAUGAACACACGAAUCAUCAUUAUCAUUAUCAUCAUCAAAAUUUUUUUUGAAAGUUGCAUUCCUCUUUGAUGAUACGCUCCGUUGGUAGUAUUCCUCUUUAACGAUACCCACCUGCUGAUACGAGCUAAUACGGGUAGGGCAGUCAUAUCAUCAUCUUGUUAAGAAGCAUGCAUGGAUCAUGGAAGAAUAACAAUUUUGAUGGUUAUAUGAGAUUGUGUUUAAUUUACUCAUAGUUUAACAUUAAAGUCUCCUAAUUCGUUAUAUACUUUAUAACAAUUUCAUGAACUAGUUUGUUCGGUUUGCUUUUCCUCUUUAAAACAUAUAUAAUUCAUGUGGUCUCUCCAACUUUUUGGUUAAUA